AUGUUUGUGAUGAUGAUGGUAAAAAUUCAUCAGUUGAUGUCGAUGUUGAUUGUGGUGAUGAAAGAGGUGAAUAAUUUAUCUGAUGGUGAGCUUCGUGAUUAUAGAUUGAUUUUAGGUGUUGAAAAAGAAAAUAAAUCAACUUCGUUGUGGUGUGUAUCAAGCGUCUGA
This is a messenger RNA of Funneliformis geosporum, 168 nucleotides long. Lineage: Eukaryota; Fungi; Glomeromycota; Glomeromycetes; Glomerales; Glomeraceae. The record is from the annotation of a GenBank genome assembly.